AUGACCGUGGAAUAUCAAUGCGACCUGGGCUACUCUGGUCGACCGUUGGGAGACCUGGAAUCCAGAGAAACGUGGGAGUGGUUGGGGAAAGAGUCGGCCACCUGUGGGCCAGAUGGCCAGUGGCAGUUCAUGGGAGACGAGAGGUGUUCGUUGAUUGGUUGUGGAUCUUUGCAAACCUUCUUGCAGUCGUCAAGGAAAACAGGAUUUUCCACUGGUUGGCAAGAGACCAUGACCAUGGAGCCGGGCUCAGAAAUGGCAUGA
Cladocopium goreaui is the source of this 261-nucleotide messenger RNA. NCBI's taxonomy places the organism in Eukaryota, Dinophyceae, Suessiales, Symbiodiniaceae. The record is from the annotation of a GenBank genome assembly.